This is a messenger RNA of Durusdinium trenchii, 1023 nucleotides long. The record is from the annotation of a GenBank genome assembly. Lineage: Eukaryota; Dinophyceae; Suessiales; Symbiodiniaceae.
AUGGAUGUGAAGGAAGAGAUGAAAGAGGACCCAGAGAAUAACAAGAAAUCAGAGCUUGUGGAGGUCCAGAGCAAGAUGCGCGAACUGGGCAGCCCAGGAAACUUGAAAUGGAAAGAUUUCGCUGAGCAGCUUCAGGUGGCCUUUCCCAGGCGGACCGAUUUGUCCUACCUGGAGAGCCUUGAGUUGCCUCGGGGCCACGACCCGAGUGAGACGUUUCGGGUGUCUUUGUGGCAACUGGGCUUUGUGGAGUGCUGCAGCUCCAAGCCUAUGACGGCAGCGGCCCUGGCAGACGAGUAUUUAACGAACACUUGUCUGACUGCACAGGAGCCUUUGCUUCUGUAUCAGCAGCCCCUUGACCUGCCCUCGGAGUUCAAAUACUCUGAGGAGCUUGAGGACUGCAGCCAGCCGAAAAUCAUCAAAAAAUACAACGAAAGUGCCACGAAGGACUCGGCCAUCCAGGGGGCCAAAAGGAUGGGCCUGGUGGCACUCUUGGAUUUACCCGAGCAGUGCCUAUCCUUGUUGCUACAGCACGUAUCCGAAUUUGGAUUUGAUGGCUGCGCAUUCAAUGAGACCGCUUUUAGCAACAAGAAGCCCAUGCCUGGCUUUCAGCCGCGUGCAAACAGCGACCGAGCAUGGCAGAAAAGGCUAGCGGCAACAUCCGAAGGCUACGAAUUGCUGGUCCGCUACGUGCAUUGUUCACACGCGCGCAAACCCAGUGCAUUUCGCUCCAAAUUGGACACGGCUGCAAUGACCGAGGCAACGCAAAUGAGUCAGCUCUUGAUUUCAUGUUUGCAGGAAAUCCAAGACCAGCACGCUUUGCCCGGGGGAGCGAAAGACAAAAUCCUACAAGACUUCGUGGAUGGAGACAACAACCUGGAGCUGGAAUUACAAGGCGCCAUCUCAGAAUUGAAAAAGGGAUGGCAGCCUGCUGAGCUGACACCUUUCAGAGAGCUUAUCGCUACUUGCAUAGCCAACCGCGAUGGCAAAUUGGAAGCGCUGGGGAAAGGCCGCUGGGCAGCUUGA